Molecule: messenger RNA, 366 nt
Organism: Rubroshorea leprosula
Lineage: Eukaryota; Viridiplantae; Streptophyta; Magnoliopsida; Malvales; Dipterocarpaceae
Source: the annotation of a GenBank genome assembly
AAACAGUGCCGUCCGGAGAUCGCAAACGCCUCACAAGAUUGCCGGGAAAAUGACGGCGCUAUCUCUACUAACUCCUCAUGUGAAGUCUCGAAGCUUCCGAACCGACGCCUCGCACCUCUUCCAAUCUGCCUCGAUCUUCCUCGACUCACUUUUCCUUGCUCCUCCGUUGAACUUCUCAGUGUUGAAGUUUUUUAUGUCAAGGACUAGAGAGAUGUUAUAUUCUUGAUUUUCUUUGUCCAACAGGGUUUGCUGCAAAGCUUUCGCGGAGAUCAGUGUGUCAGUAAGUUGAGAUCGCAUUUCCUGCAUUGUGAGUUCAUUUGCUAAGUAGAUUAUACAGUAUUGGUUUAAUACAUGUGUUUGAUGUGU